CGUGGGUGCGUGCGCGUACCUGUGUGGGCGCGUGCGCGUUCCUGUGUGGGCAAUCAGUCACCUACGCACUGAGGUGCAGAUAAAUCAGUAAUUUCAUAGAAGUUUCUCAAUCUAACGCUUCGUCUGUUGCGGUCUCUUACACACACUCGACAUGUCGGACAUGGAGCCCAAAUCAGCCCAGGAUUUAACCGUGGUGGUGCAGAGUUUACUGCAGCAAAUGCAGGACAAGUUCCAGACCAUGUCUGACCAGAUUAUCGGGAGAAUCGACGACAUGAGCACCCGCAUCGACGACCUGGAGAAGAACAUCUCUGACCUCAUGACUCAGGCAGGCGUGGAGGAGUUUGAUGGAGAGAACAAAUUUGGCGAUGCGUCAGGAACAGCUUGAUCAAGACAAAGAGCCACCGAUCAAAUUAGUGCAUGAGCAAUAAAGCAACGACAUGGGGUUUCGAACCAUCUUCUCACUACUCAGAUCGCUCACAGUGAACUAACUAUGCAAACGAAUUCAUUCCAUCUGAAAGAUGCGUCUCGGCUGCUGGGUUAGAGGUCCAGGAGAUGGAGCUGGUUUGGCUCGAUCUUCUACUGCUGCAUUUAUUUAUUUAUUUAUUAAAGAUUACUUAAACUAGCUGAUUCUGACAAUGUGAAAAGUAAAAGUAAUACAAAAAUGAAACCUUCUUUACCACCCAUCAUACUUCUGACCCCUUACCCAUUAUACUUCUUACCCCUCAUGCUUCUGACCCCUAACCCCUUAUACUUCUGACCAUGACCCCUUAUACUUCUUACCCCUCAUGCUUCUGACCCCUAACCCAUUAUACUUCUUACCCCUCAUGCUUCUGACCCCUAACCCCUUAUACUUCUGACCAUGACCCAUUAUACUUCUUACCCCUCAUGCUUCUGACCCCUAACCCCUUAUACUUCUGACCAUGACCCCUUAUACUUCUUACCCCUCAUGCUUCUGACCCCUAACCCCUUAUACUUCUGACCAUGACCCCUUAUGCUUCUGAUUCCACCCUUCAUGCUUCUGACCCCUGACCUGUCAUGCUUCCUAACCCCUGAAUCCACCCCUCAUGCUUCUGACCCCUAAACCCUUAUACUUCUGACCACGGACCCCUUAUACUUCUGACCCCUCAUGCUUCUGAUUCCACCCUUCAUGCUUCUGACCCCUAAAGCCACCCCUCAUGCUUCUGAAUCCACCCCUCAUGCUUCUGACCCCAGACCCCGCCCCCUUACACAUACGACCCCACUCCUUACACAUCUGACUCCACCCACUACAAUUCUGACUCCACCUCCUGGACUUCGGCAUUAAACGGUAGCUGGAAAGGUUUGCAUUCUAACUUUAGAAGAAGUUCUGGUUUUUACAUCUUAUUUUUAAGAUCUAAAAGUCUAUUUAUUUUGUUUUAAAAAGUAAAUAUAAAUAAUGCUGCAAAAAUACAAGCUCUUUCUGCACAUGCAAUUUAUUCUUCAUCGUUAUAUUAUUAUUAUUAUUAUUAUUAAUAAAAAAAAGAUAUUGAUUCCAUUGAUUGCA
Messenger RNA from Tachysurus vachellii, 1522 nucleotides. RefSeq names its product heat shock factor binding protein 1a (gene hsbp1a). The transcript has 4 exons. The record is from RefSeq and is a predicted model, not a curated record. Gene Ontology annotation, cellular component: cytosol; nucleus. Gene Ontology annotation, biological process: cellular heat acclimation. Lineage: Eukaryota; Metazoa; Chordata; Actinopteri; Siluriformes; Bagridae. The coding region runs from base 152 to 385 and encodes 77 amino acids. Gene Ontology annotation, molecular function: transcription corepressor activity.